AUGGGCAGUUUUUCGUCUCGGAGAAGGUCCGCCAGCUUUUCUGGAGGAGCAAUACAACAGCGCAAGAAGAUAAUUACCCGAUGCAGAAGCUACUCCAUGUCUUCUCUAGGAGAUGGGCGUAUUCCUCAGCAGCUUCUACGAACCCAACUCGGCUUGGCAACAGAUAUUGAUGAACUAAUUGCCUAUAGAAUCCUUUCAUAUGGAGAGGAUGACGGGGUCGGAACCGCCAUGCGCGACUGGCUCAAUCACCCAAUGCUAACAAGUGACGAUCAGCUAGCAAAGAUCAUCAAAAUCGAGCAAUGCACAAAAUUGUCCCCGAAGCUUGAAGCAGGCUCCGUUGCGUAUUUCAGAUCUUGGCCGAUGGAAGCCAGGCAGUUUCAGCAAACAAUUGAGGAGCUUCGACUACACGGGUACGAGAGCAGCGUACAAGAUUGGGAUUAUACCCGCGAAGAGGUUUUGAGUGAGGCAGAGAAGGUGAAGGAGGCGAACCGCGAGACAUAUAUCACUGGUGUCUCCGCCCAGGCUGUGGCUAAGUCCUGGCUUAAUGGCUAUUCAGUACUCGCUCUGUGCGGACAAGAACCACCUAUUAGCAAUAUCAACGAUGGUGCCGGCAUACUGAGUGGCAUCCGGGCUACUAGCAGCUUGGUUAGAAGUGUGCUGACUUCAAUGGUUGCAAUGGAAACGGGUGUGUGCGAUGCUUCUAUCACGUCUCUGGCUAAUCUCUUCAGCUUCAAUCAACUUUUCAACUGGCCACAGCUGGCUCCCAAGCACAAGCAACGAUCAGGGGACUUGUUUGAUAGUUGGCUGGAAACAAUUCGACCGUUGAUUGUGGCUAGUCUUGGACAGCAUGUUUACGCUUGGUCUUCUAAACGAAGUGGGUAUCCCUCAUUUGGCACAAAUUCUAAACAGCACCUACGACGCCAUCAUAAUUCCCAUCUUCAUCCUGGUAAUUUCGCGAGAAAUCUAAGCAUAUCGAGUCUAGACCAGGUCUUCUGGUACCCGUGGGUUGCCACAUGGGUCUACAUGGACACUGCAAUUCGUCUGCUUAUGAGCCAUGAUAUUUCAUAUACAUCACGCCAGGCUUUGUAUAUCGAACUCCACAUCCAAGUAGAGGCAACUUUGAAAAACGCAGGAUACUUCGAGAGUCUACAGGUUGCAAAAGCUGAGUUUGCUUACACAAAGAAGAUAAAUACCUCGGAGCUAAUGAUUUGCAAGAGCGUAGCGUCAGAGACUUGGUCAGCCGCAACAGAAGAGCAUGCACUCCCUUCAUUCAGUAUCCCAGUAGACAGAAGAGCUGUGCUAGAUCACCACCUCUCUUACAGUGCCCUCUCCGAUCAGGCUAUAUCUCAACCGAUGUUUGAAUCAACAGAAGAUGACUCAAAGAAAAGACCUCGAGACAUGUUCGAAGAAAACGAACGGUUUGGCGACCCAAGGGCAAACUUAACGUCAAAUAACUGGGGUCCCUCGGGCAAGACGCUGAAAAGAUGGAUGGAAGGGUGACUUGAG
Molecule: messenger RNA, 1506 nt
Organism: Fusarium oxysporum Fo47
Lineage: Eukaryota; Fungi; Ascomycota; Sordariomycetes; Hypocreales; Nectriaceae
Exons: 4
Coding region: 1-1500 (499 amino acids)
Source: RefSeq, a predicted model, not a curated record